UUCCUUUUCCGCCACACAGAUUAAACUGGCAGUUGUUAUUGUUGUGGAGGUCUGGGAUUGACGUUUUUGCAGAUGGAUUUUCCCGAUCCUUCGUGUUAUUCAGGCAAAUAAGACAUAGGACAACUAUAAGCCAUUUACAUAUAGCACUUCUUACCACACGUACAGUGUAGUGUUCAUUUAGUAAAACGGGCGAAACGCGGGUGUAAGUCUACCGAGAUGUCUCUGCCACCGGAGAAAGCAUCUGAACUAAAGCAGAUCAUACACAACCAUCUGAUCAAGAUGAACAUCCAUGGGAAGAUCAGGGAUGUGUUGGCGGAGACCGUGAGAGAGGAUCUGGACCCUGGACAUAGCUCUCUGUCUGAGGAGGACUUCCUCCGGGCGUUGCAACGCAGGGGAAUCGUAGACGAUGUCAUGAAGGAUCUUCAUUUCUCCAAGGAAGUGCCUGACACCGAGUUAGGACUCCAGAACAGUCCGAAGCCUGCAACUCACUUUAUUGACAAGGACCCGACGAAGCUCAAGAAAACCAACAUGGACCCAGCGAGGAGGUACCUGUACCUCCAGGUCCUGGGGGGUAAGGCCUUUCUAGAGCACCUCCAGGAGCCAGAGCCUCUACCUGGUCAGGUCUGCUCCACCUUCACCCUCUACCUGCACUUCAGGAACCAGCGCUUCCACUCCAAGCCUGUCCCCUGUGCCUGUGAGCCAGACCUGCAGGAGGGCUUCCUGCUGGAGAUACACAGAGAGGGCCUGGGCGAUGGCAGUAAGAUGGCAGAUGCCACCACGAUGUUGUCUAUCUGUGACCCGGUCCACCUGGUGUUGAUAAAGAGAGACGCGUCCAGCGAGACCACCCUGGUCUCCUCUUACUUCCUGGACUGGAGGACCGUUCUCUCCUCUCCCUCUGGGAAGACCAGCGUUGCCGUCGAGCUGCUUGGAGUCGGUAGUGAAUGUAAGGUGACGGCUGGUGUACUCAACAUGAGUCUUGACCUUUACCCUCCUCUGUCAGAGGUCCUGUCACCUGACAUCAUCACCACACAGCAGUCCCUGGAGCGGCAGAAGACGGCGGAGAAGGAGAGGCUGUUUCUGGUUUAUGCGAAACAGUGGUGGAGAGAGUUUCUAGAGAUCAGACAGGCCAACCAAUCCAAACUGGUCAAGAUCUUUGCUCAGGAUGAGAACGGCGUCAACAGGCCGGUGUGUUCCUACGUGCGUGUCCUGCGUGCUGGUCGUCUCCUGGAGAGUCCCCGUCAGGCGGCCCGCUUCGUUAGCCUGCUGGGCCUGGAGAAAGCCCCCGUGGUGGGGGGAGGAGGAGGGGGCAAACAGGAGCAGUGGUGCUCCCUUCUCGCCUUCCUCUGUAGAAACAAGGGCGACUGUGAGGACCAUGCCACCCUGCUGUGCAGUCUGUUGCUGGGGUUCGGCCUGGAUGCCUACGUGUGUGUUGGCACUAAGCCCAAGAGCCUGGCACACACCUGGGUGAUGACCAGGGGCACUGACAGCACCAUCACCUUCUGGGAGAGCCUGACCGCACACAGGUACCUCCACCAGGCCAUUGACCCAGACGCCCCUCCCCUGGCCCCCCAGCCACGCCCCUCCUAUCCCUACAGGACCAUCGGCUGUGUGUUCAACCACAGGGCCUUCCUGGCCAACUGCCAACCGUCAGACGCUGUGGAACUCUGCUCGUUCGACUUCCACAACCAGUCCCAGUGGAAGGCUAUGAGUGAGGAGGCUGUUGGCUCAGUCUGCUCCCCGGGCAGCACCACCUCUCUGCCCCCUCUACCUCCUCUCUGUGGCCCCUCCCUGGAGCCUAGCGCUGCCUCCAACCAGCUGGAACUGGAGCUGAGGUACCUGGUGGUGGAACACAGGAAGGACCUUGGCCUGGCCACAGUGUGGGAUGACCACCUGUCCUACGUCCUGUCCUCCGCCCUGGCGGCGUACGAGCUGGAGCGCUGCACGGGGACUUCCUGCGGUAACGAGGAGUUCCAGGAUGCUGUGCGGAGGGCGGUGCCGGACGGACACACCUUCAAAGGUUUCCCUAUCCACUUCCUGCACCACAACGCACGGCGAGCCUUCGCUACCUGCCUCAGGUCUCCGUUCUGUGAUGAGAUAGUGUGUUGCCGUGGGGACCACGUGAGGCUGGCGGUGCGUGUCCGGGUGUUUGCGUACCCCGAGUCUGCCUGUGCCGUCUGGGUGAUGUUCGCCUGCAAGUAUCGUUCUGUACUCUGACCCCUGACCUUUGACAUGCCCCCACUGUUGGAGGAACAUCAAGUUUAAGUCACAGUACCAAUUACCAGGGACCUCCCCAUCCCAUAAUAACACCAUACUGAAGGGCUGAUACCAUAUCUAUUGAAUUACCAGGGACCUCCCCAUCCCAUAAUAACACCAUACUGAAGGGCUGUUACCAUAUGUAUUGAAUUACCAGGGACCUCCCCAUCCCAUAAUAACACCAUACUGAAGGGCUGAUACCAUGUAUUGAAUUACCAGGGACCUCCCCAUCCCAUAAUAACACCAUACUGAAGGGCUGAUACCAUAUGUAUUGAAUUACCAGGGACCUCCCCAUCCCAUAAUAACACCAUACUGAAGGGCUGAUACCAUGUAUUGAAUUACCAGGGACCUCCCCAUCCCAUAAUAACACCAUACUGAAGGGCUGAUACCAUAUGUAUUGAAUUACCAGGGACCUCCCCAUCCCAUAAUAACACCAUACUGAAGGGCUGAUACCAUGUAUUGAAUUACCAGGGACCUCCCCAUCCCAUAAUAACACCAUACUGAAGGGCUGAUACCAUGUAUUGAAUUACCAGGGACCUCCACAUCCCAUAAUAACACCAUACUGAAGGGCUGAUACCAUAUCUAUUGAAUUACCAGGGACCUCCCCAUCCCAUAAUAACACCAUACUGAAGGGCUGUUACCAUGUAUUGAAUUACCAGGGACCUCCCCAUCCCAUAAUAACACCAUACUGAAGGGCUGAUACCAUAUCUAUUGAAUUACCAGGGACCUCCCCAUCCCAUAAUAACACCAUACUGAAGGGCUGAUACCAUGUAUUGCGAUUCGAUACUGUGAUCUUAUUGUUAUUCCCAAACAUGUAAUAUCCUGAUAUGUAACUAUUGAUUCCCUCCUGUCACUACAAUGUUUUGUCUUUCUACUGUCUUAUUACAUACUUUGUAUUUAUAGCUACAUAUAUAUUUUUUUGAAAUAAAUGAUUUACUUUUUUAAA
Messenger RNA from Oncorhynchus masou masou (cherry salmon), 3199 nucleotides. RefSeq names its product centrosomal protein 76 (gene cep76). Gene Ontology annotation, cellular component: centriole. Gene Ontology annotation, biological process: regulation of centriole replication. The transcript is spliced from 12 exons. NCBI's taxonomy places the organism in Eukaryota, Metazoa, Chordata, Actinopteri, Salmoniformes, Salmonidae. The record is from RefSeq and is a predicted model, not a curated record. Bases 217 to 2214 code for a protein of 665 amino acids.